This is a messenger RNA of Pestalotiopsis fici W106-1, 207 nucleotides long. RefSeq lists its product as uncharacterized. The record is from RefSeq and is a predicted model, not a curated record. Gene Ontology annotation, cellular component: endoplasmic reticulum. The coding region runs from base 1 to 207 and encodes 68 amino acids. The transcript has 3 exons. Lineage: Eukaryota; Fungi; Ascomycota; Sordariomycetes; Amphisphaeriales; Sporocadaceae.
AUGGCCCAGACACCUCAGCAGAGACGCGCGAACGCCAAGUUCGUCAAGGACCAGGACGCCCGCCGUGGCAAGUCAGAGGCCGACAGACAGGCACGGUCCAAGGAGGUGCAAAAGGCGACCAUCUCGCCCAUCUGGCUGAUACUCCUCGGCUUUGUGGUCUUUGGCGGCGUCUUCUUCGAGGUCCUGCAGCGCAUCUUCUGGCGAUAA